AUGUCUCUCUUUGCCACACGGGGGGGGCGGGGGGAUAGGGAUGUCCAGAAUGGGUUAGGCAGUGGUAGUGUGGUGGUGAAGGUGGAAUAUGCAACUUACACAAAGAAAAAGUUUGCAACUGGAGGUGGUCCUCCACCUUCACCACCCAAAUUAAGUCCUUUGUUGGAGGCAACGGCAAAUCUGAUUUCUGAGGAACUUGAAUUGGCAGAGUUCCAGUAUGACAGUUCCUGUCGUGAUGUGCCUCUGCCAACAAAUCCAUUACCUGAGGCACCCAAACCACCGUCACCUCAGCCACCCAAAUCACCGUCACCUCAGCCUUUACAUCCAUCGUCACCUUUACUGGUCUUACAUGAAGAAGAUUAUGAGUGGAUAGAAGAUGGCCCUCCCCCCGUGGAAGCAGUGCCACUGCCACCACCAUCUACAAUGGGUAGCUGCAGUGCAGAACCAGCUAUCCCAGGUCCUUCUAAGAAAGCAGACUGUGGGCAGCAAAAGACUAUACCAAAUACGUCUGCCAAUAGAAAGAGGAAAAGGGUGCAAGAGAGAGAUAAUGUGUUUAACUCCAUUAGAGAAGAAAACUCAAAUUUGAAGAAAAGAUCCCUUCAAAUAAUGGAGGAAAAACAUGUUAAAGAACUGGAAGUUCUUGAUAGUGUUCAAAAUAUGUGCAACACUGUUAAUCAGUUUUUUUCAAAACUCAUCACUGACUAUGAUCAGAUUUUCAAAAAGUAG
Molecule: messenger RNA, 726 nt
Organism: Portunus trituberculatus (swimming crab)
Lineage: Eukaryota; Metazoa; Arthropoda; Malacostraca; Decapoda; Portunidae
Product: cyclic AMP-dependent transcription factor ATF-5-like
Exons: 3
Coding region: 1-726 (241 amino acids)
Source: RefSeq, a predicted model, not a curated record